AUGGAUAGCAAGAAGAGAGAGGCCACUGACGGUGGCGCAUGCGCAGUGUUCAGGAAGGCAGAAUCAGUGGAUGCUGUAGACUCGCGCCGCUCUUUGCCCUCCAUCCCUCCGCAGCCAGCCUGUCAGACCACAGAAACCGACAAAGAGGAGCCUACUGGAGGAGGGCUGAGUCAAGAUGGGGAGAGACAUCUGGCACGUGAGAGCCAAAGCCACGAAAGGAAGUCUGGUGUAGAAUUUGAACCAGAGGAGAGCCCAGGCAGCAGCAGCAACAGUAGCAGUAGUAGCAGCUACAGCAGUAGUGGGGCGGUAGAUGCCCUACCCCCAGCCCCAGUUCCUCCCCAGGCCCCUGCAGGAAAGAAGAGAGAGGACAGCUCCUGCUCUGACUCAGGCAGCUCUGUAGAGUCCAGCGAGGAGGAACCUGCCAUGUUCUCUAACUUUUUAAGUGGUGCGAAUCCCCUCAGCUCCGUUUCUUCUGCUGUCAGAGGAAGUCUGUUUGGGGAUAAUGCGGAGGGGGACAAACAGAAAGCAGGCACUCAGCAGCCUGGGUCAGGCCCUGGCCCUCGGAAGGCCCCGCAGCAGGGACAUAGGAAACAGGACCAGGCACCUCCUAAACAGGGAGGACCCCAGCUCCAGGGGAAUGGCCAGGCUGGUCAAGCAGACAAACCUAGCGGGCAGCAAGCCUCCACUAAGGGUGGACCAAAACAGCAAGCCCCUGCUAAGGGUGGACCACAACAGGAAGCCCCUGAUAAGGGUGGACCUCAACAGCAAGGACCUCAUAAAGGUGGGCCUCAACAGGAAGGACCUGGUAAAGGAAGACUACAACAAGCCCCCCAGCAGCAAGGACCUCCUAAAGCUGGACCACAACAAGAUUCCCCUGUGGUAGGGGCUCAACAGCAAGCCCCUGCUAAGGGUGGACCACAACAACAAUGGUCACCUAAGGUUGGGGCUCAACAACAAGCUCCUAAGUGUGGACCACAACAGCAAGGUUCGCCUAUGUUUGGAGCUCAACAGCAAGCCCCUGCUAAAAGUGGACCCCAACAGCAAGGUUCACAUAAAGUUGAGGCUCAACAUCAAGCUCUUACUAAAGUUGGACCCCAACAACAAGGUUCACCUAAGAUUGGAGCUCAACAGCAAGCCCCUUCUAAGGGUAGACCACAACAGCAAGGGUCCCCUAAGGUUGGAGUUCAGCCUCAAGGGUUCACUAAGAAAGGGACUCAGCAGCAAGGCUCCCCCAGGACUACACCACAGCAGCAGGCUUCUGGUAAACCUGGGACUCAGUCUAAUGCUGGACCUAUGGCUGGAGCUAAACCCCUGUGUCCAGUGUGUAACACUACUGGACUCAACCUGAACACCAAGGAGCCACCCAACCAUAACACCUGCACACAGUGUAAGACUGUCGUCUGCAGCUUGUGUGGCUUCAGUCCUCCUGACUCGGGUGGUAAGGAGUGGCUAUGUCUGACCUGCCAGAUGCAGAGAGCACUCGGAGGCUCUUACCCACCUGGACCCCCUAAGAUGAAGCCCCAGCCUUCACCCAACAAAGCCUCUACAUCUCCUGCACCACAGAACAAAGACACUCCAACACCAGACUCCCCUCAGAGGAAACCUGCUACAUCAGCAACACAGCCACCCAAGACCGAGGUUGCUAAAGCAGCAGACCCUCAGAAACCUGCCAGCUCAGCUCCUGCUCAGAAGACAAUACAGGAGAACCGGAGAACAUCAGGGCUUCAGAAACCACCAGAGCAGCCAGGCCAACCUGGGCUUAAGCAGAGUAAUGCUACCCGAUCCACACAGCAGGAGCCUGGGAAGCCUCAAAGAAGUGGAGCCUCUCCUGCCAAAGCUGUGCCACCAGAGGCCCGGCCCACCAAGCAGGAGUCAGGGGGCUUCUUCGACUUUGGUGGUCCUAAAUCUCAGCCUGCCCCCUCAAAGCCUGAAGAGUCAGUGUCUGGGAAGAUGUUUGGCUUUGGCUCCUCUAUCUUCAGCUCUGCAUCCACUUUGAUCACCUCAGCUGUUCAGGAUGAGCCCCGCUUCACACCCCCAGCUUCCCCCAAGAUGUCUGCACCGGUCCAGGCCUCCCCCAAGAUGCCCCCUGCAAAGGAGAUCAAACCACCUGCUGCUCAGAGAGCAGAUGAGAAGAAAGCAGAGCAACCCCAGCAGGCCACGUUUCCCCCAUCAGUACAGGCCAAAGCGGACAAACCCCCAUCAGAGCCUCCAAAGGGAGCAGCAUCCUCCCAACCAGCUCCCAAAGCAGGCCAAUCUACCUGUCCACUCUGCAAGAUGGAACUCAACAAGGGCUCCAAGGACCCUCCCAACUACAACACCUGCACAGAAUGCAAGAACACUGUCUGCAACCUCUGUGGAUUUAACCCCAUGCCACAUGUUACCGAGGUGAAGGAGUGGCUGUGUUUGAACUGCCAGACGAAGAGAAUAGAAUCCCCAGGACCUCCCAUGAUGAAACCCAAACCUUCUCCCAACAACGGUUCUGCACCUCAGAGGACCACUGUCCCACCCAGCACACCCCAAAAGAAAGGCACUCCAACACCAGACUCCCCUCAGAGGAAACCUGCUACAUCAGCAACACAGCCACCCAAGACAGAGGUUGCUAAAGCAGCAGACCCUCAGAAACCUGCCAGCUCAGCUCCUGCUCAGAAGACAAUACAGGAGAACCGGAGAACAUCAGGGCUUCAGAAACCACCAGAGCAGCCAGGCCAACCUGGGCUUAAGCAGAGUAAUGCUUCCCCAUCCACACAGCAGGAGCCUGGGAAGCCUCAGCAACAGCCUCCAAAAAGUGGAGCCUCUCCUGCCAAAGCUGUGCCACCAGAGGCCCAGCCCACCAAGCAGGAGUCAGGGGGCUUCUUCGACUUUGGUGUUCCUAAAUCUCAGCCUGCCCCCUCAAAGCCUGAAGAGCCAGUGUCUGGGAAGAUGUUUGGCUUUGGCUCCUCUAUCUUCAGCUCUGCAUCCACUUUGAUCACCUCAGCUGUUCAGGAUGAGCCCCGCUUCACACCCCCAGCUUCCCCCAAGGUGUCUGCACCGGUCCAGGCCUCUCCCAAGAUGCCCCCUGCAAAGGAGAUCAAACCACCUGCUGCUCAGAGAGCAGAGGAGAAGAAAGCAGAGCAACCCCAGCAGGCCACAUUUCCCCUAUCAGUACAUGCCAACGUGGACAAACCCCCAUCAGAGCCUCCAAAGGGAGCAGCAUCCUCCCAACCAGCUCCCAAAGCAGGCCAAUCUACCUGUCCACUCUGCAAGGUGGAACUCAACAAGGGCUCCAAGGACCCUCCCAACUACAACACCUGCACGGAAUGCAAGAACACUGUCUGCAACCUUUGUGGAUUUAACCCAAUGCCAAACGUUUCUGAGGUGAAGGAGUGGCUGUGCCUGAACUGCCAGAUGCAGAGAGCACUAGGAGGAAUGGAAGAUCCAGAACAUCCCAUGAUGAUACCCAAACCUUCACCCAACCAAGUCUCAGCUCCUGCUGCUCCUCGAAAGAAAGACACUCCAACAUCAUCUGGUCCCAAUAAAGUAGCCACUUCACCAGCUUCACCCAAAAAGGAGCCACUGACUCGAACCUCUCAGCCUGUCCCCUCAAAACCUAAAGACUCUGUGUCUGGGAAGAUGUUUGGCUUUGGCUCCUCCAUCUUUAGCUCUGCAUCCACGUUGAUCACCUCAGCUGUUCAGGAUGAGCCCCGCACCACACCGCCAGCUUCUCCCAAGGUGUCUACAACAGCCCAUGCCUCUCCCAAGAUGCCCCCUGCAAAGGAGAUCAAACCACCUGCUGCUCAGAAAUCAGAGGAGAAGAAAGCAGAGCAAUCACAGCAGGUCAAGGUUCCCCCAUCAGUACAGACCAAAGUGGACAAACCCCCAUCAGCGCCUCCAAAGGGAGCAGCAUCCUCCCAACCAGCUCCCAAAGCAGGCCAAUCUACCUGUCCACUCUGCAAGGUGGAACUCAACAAGGGCUCCAAGGACCCUCCCAACUACAACACCUGCACAGAAUGCAAGAACACUGUCUGCAACCUCUGUGGAUUUAACCCCAUGACACAUGGAUCAGAGGUGAAGGAGUGGCUGUGUCUGAACUGCCAGAUGCAGAGAGCUCUUGGAGGAAUGGAACCCCCUGGAACUCCCAUGAUUAAACACUCGAUCAGCAAAGUCUUGACACCUGUUGCUCCUCAAAAGAAGGACACUCUCACCCCUGCUGGUGUUCCAAAAGUGGUCACUUCACCAACCUCACUGAAAAUGGAGCCAGUGACUCGAGCCUCUCAGCCUGUCCCCUCAAAGCCUGAAGACUCUGUGUCUGGGAAGAUGUUUGGCUUUGGCUCCUCCAUCUUCAGCUCUGCAUCCAUGUUGAUCACCUCAGAUGUUCAAGAUGAGUCCCGCACCACACCGCCAGCUUCCCCCAAGGUUUCUGCAGCAGCCCAGGCCUCUCACAAGAUGCCCCCUGCAAAGGAGACCAAACCACCUGCUGCUCAGAAAGCAGAGGAGAAGAAAGCAGAGCAACCCCAGCAGGCUAAUGUCCCCCCAUCAGUACAUGCCAAAGUGGACAAACCCCCAUCAGCGCCUCCAAAGGGAGCAGCAUCCUCCCAACCAGCUCCCAAAGCAGGCCAAUCUACCUGUCCACUCUGCAAGGUGGAACUCAACAAGGACUCCAAGGACCCUCCCAACUUCAACACCUGCACCGAAUGCAAGAACACUGUCUGCAACCUCUGUGGAUUUAACCCUAUGCCACACGUUACCGAGGUGAAGGAAUGGCUGUGUCUGAACUGCCAGAUGCAGAGAGCACUUGGAGGAAUGGAACCCCCAGGACCUCCCAUGAUGAAACCCCAACCCUUGCCCAGCAAGGUCUCUACACCUGUUGCUCUUCAAAAGGAGGAUGCUGCAUCUGCUGAAUUUCAAAAGGAAAAGGAGACUACCAUAACUGCUGCAGAUCAGCCGAAGGUCACCCCCACACUCCAAAAAGAGGAGACAACCACACUUGCUGCACCACAAAAGGAGGCUCGAUUGCCAGCCUCCUCCAAAAUGUCACCACAAAAUAAAAAUAAUCCUGCACCACCAGGUGUGUCCCUUGUGAAUGAGGUCCCGAUCCCAGCUUUACCUGUCAAUAAGACUUCUGCCUUGCUCAUCAAGGAGGCACCAACACCUGCCUCAGAUCUCACCAAGGAGGAACCAACUCCUGCCUACCCUCUCAUCAAGAAGGCACAAACUCCUGCCUCCCCUAUCAUCAAGGAGGCACAAACUCCUGCCUCAGCUCUCAUCAAGGAGGAACAAACUCCUGCCUCUCCUCUCAUCAAGGAGGCACCGACUCCUUUUUUACCAUUCAAGGAGGUCCGUGCUUCACCUCUCAACAAGGAGGCACCAUCAACAGCCUCACCAGCCUCACCCCAAAAGAAGAAGGAACCUCAACUGCCAGGGUCACCAGACAGAAAGGUGUCCCCAAAACCAGAUUCAAUGCGAGAUAAAGAGGCUGAUCCAUCUGGUUUACCUCUGAAGAAUGAAGCCCCACCUUUGGGAGCAGAAGAAACUAAAGAGGUCCAAGCUCCAGCUGCAAUACAGAGCAAUGAGGCCCCCAUUCCAAGUUCAUCCAAAACAAAAGACACUCCAACAGUUCACACCCCACUUAAAAACGAGACUUCAUCUAUUGAGAUCUCAAUUGAAAACCAGAAACAUGCAAUUGUUCAAAAGUCAGUGGAGCAAUCAGCGACACCUACAACCAAGCUGAACGAGACUGUUCAACCUUUACAGCAGCCAGAAAAUCAAAUGCCUGCGUGGGAACAGCUGGCUACACAGCCCCUGCCACAAGUACAGCCUCAGGAAACUCCAGAGCCAGACCCUAAAAUCACUUCCCCAAAGCAGGAGCCUGGGAAACCAGCCAAUCCAGCACCUGCUCAGAAGUCACCACAGAUGCCAAGAACAUCAGAACUUAAGACACAACCACAACAGCCCAGACUUCCUGGGCGUAGACAGAGUAGUGUCAUCUUAGCAACACAGCAACCUCCCAAGCAGGAAUCCGGAGGCUUAUUUGGCUUUGGUGGUCCCAAAUCUCAGUCUACCCCUUCAAAACCUGAAGAAUCAGCUUCUCCCAAGGUGUCUGCACCAGCCUCUCCCAAGAUGCCACCUACAAAGGAGACAAAACCACUUGCUGUUCAGAAUGCAGAAAAGAAAGCAGAGCAACCCCAGCAUGCCAAGGUCCCCACAUCAGUACAGGCCAAAGUGGACAAACCCCAAUCAGAAGCUCAAAAGGGAGCAGCAUCCUCCCAACCAGCUCCCAAAGCACACCAGUCCACUUGCCCACUCUGCAAGGUGGAACUCAACAUGGGAUCCAAGGACCCUUCCAACUACAACACCUGCACUGAAUGCAAGAACACUGUUUGCAACGUCUGUGGAUUCAACCCCAUGCCGAAUGUUACAGAGUUGAAUGAGUGGCUUUGUCUGAACUGUCAGAUGCAGAGAGCACUAGGAGGAAUGGAAUCUCCUGGACCUCCCAUGAUGAAACCCUCGCCAAGCAAAGUCUCCACAUCUGCUGCUUCUCAAAAAUACACUGUCGGACCUGUUACAACUCGAAAUGAGACUCCCACACCAGCUGGUCAACAAAAAGUGGCUCCUACACCAGCCUCACCCAGAAAAGAGCCAGUGACUUCAGCCUCUCAACCCGCUCCCUCAAAGCUGAAAGAGUCAGUGUCUGGGAAGAUGUUUGGCUUUGGUUCCUCCAUCUUCACCUCUGCAUCCACUUUCAUCACCUCAACUGUUCAGGAUGAGCCCCGCACCACACCGCCAGCUUCUCCCAAGUUUGCUAUACCUGUUGGACCUAAACAGAAGGAGACUCCCAGACCUGCUGGUCUCAAACAAGUGGGCCAUAAAACAGCCUCACCCAAAAAGGUGUCAAUGACUCCUGCUUCAGAGAAAGACAACAAGACCCUAGCACCAGGCUCACCACAGAAGGAGGCAUCUCCAGCAAUGGCUUCACAGCAGGACCAGAAGCCAGUGGGCAAACCAACUACAACCCUUGUCCAAAAACCUAUACAGCAGAAGACUCCACAACAACAAGGCCAGCCUCCUCUGCCCCUAGCAGAGCCUUCGAAGCCUCAGCAACAGCUUCCAAAAGGUGGAGCCUCUAAUGCCAUACCUGUACCACCACCACAGGCCCAACCCCCCAAGCAGGAGUCAGGAGGCUUCUUUGGCUUUGGUGGUUCUAAAUCUCAGCCUGCUCAGUCAAAGCCUGAAGACUCAGUGUCUGGGAAGAUGCUUGGCUUUGGCUCCUCUAUCUUCAGCUCUGCAUCCACUUUGAUCACCUCAGCUGUUCAGGAUGAGCACCGCACCACACCUCCAGCUUCCCCCAGGGUGUCUAUGACUCCUGCUUCAGUGAAAGAGACCCCAGCAGCAGGCUCAUCACAGAAGAAGGAGGUAUCCCCGACAGUGGUUUGCCAGCAGGACCAGAAGCCAGUGGACAGACUGACGCCAACACUUGUCCAACAACCUCCACAACAGAAGACUCUACAACAACAAGGACAGCCUCCACAGCCCUCAGCAGAGGCACCAAAAUCAGAGCAUGAUAUAUCAAUAGUUGAAGCUGCUGCAGCAGCAGACACUCAAAAUCCGGCAAGCCCAGUGCCUGCUCAGAAGGCUCCACUGGAGAACCGGAGAACAUCAGAACCUCAUAAACCACCACAGCAGCCCAGCCCUGGGCGUAGGGAGAGUAGUGCCUUCCCAGCCACAAAGCAACCCCCCAAGCAGGAAUCAGGAGGCUUAUUUGGCUUUGGAGGUCCCAAAUCUCAGUCUGCCUCCUCAAAGCCUGAAGAGUCAGUGUCUGGGAAGAUGUUUGGCUUUGGCUCGUCCAUCUUCAGCUCUGCCUCCACUUUGAUAACAUCAGUUGUUCAGGACGAGCCCCGGACCACACCGCCAGCUUCCCCCAAGAUGUCUGCACUGGCCCAGACCUCCCCCAAGAUGCCCCCUGCAAAGGAGAUCAAACUACCUGCUGCUCAGAAAGCAGAGGAGAAGAAAGCAGCGCAUCCCCAGAAGGCCAAUGUCCCCCCAUCAGUACAUGCCAAAGUGGACAAACCCCCAUCAGCUCCUCCAAAGGGAGCAGCAUCCUCCCAACCAGCACCCAAAGCAGGCCAAUCUACCUGUCCACUCUGCAAGGUGGAACUCAACAAGGGCUCCAAGGACCCUCCCAACUACAACACCUGCACAGAAUGCAAGAACACUGUCUGCAACCUCUGUGGAUUUAACCCCAUGCCACAUGAAACAGUAAAGGAAUGGCUCUGUCUGACCUGCCAGAUGCAGAGAGCACUUGGAGCAGUGGAACCCCCAGGACCUCCCAUGAUGAAAUCCCAACCGUUGCCCAGCAUAGUCUCUACACCUGUUGCACUUCAAAAGGAGAAUGUCACACCUGCUGCAUCUCCAAAGCCGACUCCAGCUCCAGCUAAACCCCAGAAGGAGGAGAUCCCAGUACCUGCGGCUGGCCAACAAGAGAUCACUCCACCCACUGUACCUCAGGAGACACCAAUUCCCGCUGGAACCCCAGCACCAAAUGCAGACAAAAAGGAGGAGACCCCACCAGUAGGAUCCUCACAACAUAAACAAGCUUCACCUGCUCUGGCUGAGAAGGAGAAUCAAGAACCUAUAAUUGUACAGAAACCAGUGGACCAACCAAUUCCAGCAACACCCAAAACCAGUGGAGCUGCUACACCUGUACAGCAGCCAGAAAAGCAAACUCCUCCACUGCAACAGCCUGCUUCAAAGGCAUCACAGCAAGUACAGCCCCAGCAAGCUCCAAAGCCAGACCUCGAAACUGCUCCCCUAAAGGAGCCAAUGACUCCUGCUUCAGAGAAAGAGAAGAAGAACCCAGCACCAGGGUCACCACAGAAGGAAUUAUCUCCAGCAGUGGCUUCACAGCAGGAAAAAACGCCAGUGGACAAAUCAACUCCAACCCCUGUCCAACAUCCUCCACACCAAGAGACUCCACAACAACAAGAGCAACAACGUCAGCCUCUAACAGCGACACCGAAAGGAGAGCCUGGGAAGCCUCAACAACAGCUUCCAAAAGGUGGAGCCUCUUAUGCAAAAUCUGUACCACCACCACAGGCCCAGCCCCCCAAGCAGGAGUCAGGAGGCUUCUUUGGCUUUGGUGGUGCUAAAUCUCAGCCUGCUCAGUCAAAGCCUGAAGACUCAGUGUCUGGGAAGAUGCUUGGCUUUGGCUCCUCUAUCUUCAGCUCUGCAUCCACUUUGAUCACCUCAGCUGUUCAGGAUGAGCACCGCACCACACCUCCAGCUUCCCCCAAGGUGUCUAUGACUCCUGCUUCAGUGAAAGAGACCCCAGCAGCAGGCUCGUCACAGAAGAAGGAGGUAUCCCCGACAGUGGUUUGCCAGCAGGACCAGAAGCCAGUGGACAGACCGACUCCAACACUUGUCCAACAACCUCCACAACAGAAGACUCUACAACAACAAGGACAGCCUCCGCAGCCCUCAGCAGAGGCACCAAAAUCAGAGCCUGAUAUAUCAAUAGUUGAAGCUGCUACAGCAGCAGACACUCAAAAUCCGGCAAGCCCAGUGCCUGCUCAGAAGGCUCCACUGGAGAACCGGAGAACAUCAGAACCUCAUAAACCACCACAGCAGCCCAGCCCUGGGCGUAGGGAGAGUAGUGCCUUCCCAGCCACAAAGCAACCCCCCAAGCAGGAAUCAGGAGGCUUAUUUGGCUUUGGAGGUCCCAAAUCUCAGUCUGCCUCCUCAAAGCCUGAAGAGUCAGUGUCUGGGAAGAUGUUUGGCUUUGGCUCGUCCAUCUUCAGCUCUGCCUCCACUUUGAUAACAUCAGUUGUUCAGGACGAGCCCCGGACCACACCGCCAGCUUCCCCCAAGAUGUCUGCACUGGCCCAGACCUCCCCCAAGAUGCCCCCUGCAAAGGAGACCAAACUACCUGCUGCUCAGAAAGCAGAGGAGAAGAAAGCAGCGCAUCCCCAGAAGGCCAAUGUCCCCCCAUCAGUACAUGCCAAAGUGGACAAACCCCCAUCAGCUCCUCCAAAGGGAGCAGCAUCCUCCCAACCAGCACCCAAAGCAGGCCAAUCUACCUGUCCACUCUGCAAGGUGGAACUCAACAAGGGCUCCAAGGACCCUCCCAACUACAACACCUGCACAGAAUGCAAGAACACUGUCUGCAACCUCUGUGGAUUUAACCCCAUGCCACAUGAAACAGUAAAGGAAUGGCUCUGUCUGACCUGCCAGAUGCAGAGAGCACUUGGAGCAGUGGAACCCCCAGGACCUCCCAUGAUGAAAUCCCAACCGUUGCCCAGCAUAGUCUCUACACCUGUUGCACUUCAAAAGGAGAAUGUCACACCUGCUGCAUCUCCAAAGCCGACUCCAGCUCCAGCUAAACCCCAGAAGGAGGAGAUCCCAGUACCUGCGGCUGGCCAACAAGAGAUCACUCCACCCACUGUACCUCAGGAGACACCAAUUCCCGCUGGAACCCCAGCACCAAAUGCAGACAAAAAGGAGGAGACCCCACCACUAGGAUCCUCACAACAUAAACAAGCUUCACCUGCUCUGGCUGAGAAGGAGAAUCAAGAACCUAUAAUUGUACAGAAACCAGUGGACCAACCAAUUCCAGCAACACCCAAAACCAGUGGAGCUGCUACACCUGUACAGCAGCCAGAAAAGCAAACUCCUCCACUGCAACAGCCUGCUUCAAAGGCAUCACAGCAAGUACAGCCCCAGCAAGCUCCAAAGCCAGACCUCGAAACUGCUCCCCUAAAGGAGCCAAUGACUCCUGCUUCAGAGAAAGAGAAGAAGAACCCAGCACCAGGGUCACCACAGAAGGAAUUAUCUCCAGCAGUGGCUUCACAGCAGGACAAAACGCCAGUGGACAAAUCAACUCCAACCCCUGUCCAACAUCCUCCACACCAAGAGACUCCACAACAACAAGAGCAACAACGUCAGCCUCUAACAGCGACACCGAAAGGAGAGCCUGGGAAGCCUCAACAACAGCUUCCAAAAGGUGGAGCCUCUUAUGCAAAAUCUGUACCACCACCACAGGCCCAGCCCCCCAAGCAGGAGUCAGGAGGCUUCUUUGGCUUUGGUGGUGCUAAAUCUCAGCCUGCUCAGUCAAAGCCUGAAGACUCAGUGUCUGGGAAGAUGCUUGGCUUUGGCUCCUCUAUCUUCAGCUCUGCAUCCACUUUGAUCACCUCAGCUGUUCAGGAUGAGCACCGCACCACACCUCCAGCUUCCCCCAAGGUGUCUAUGACUCCUGCUUCAGUGAAAGAGACCCCAGCAGCAGGCUCGUCACAGAAGAAGGAGGUAUCCCCGACAGUGGUUUGCCAGCAGGACCAGAAGCCAGUGGACAGACCGACUCCAACACUUGUCCAACAACCUCCACAACAGAAGACUCUACAACAACAAGGACAGCCUCCGCAGCCCUCAGCAGAGGCACCAAAAUCAGAGCCUGAUAUAUCAAUAGUUGAAGCUGCUACAGCAGCAGACACUCAAAAUCCGGCAAGCCCAGUGCCUGCUCAGAAGGCUCCACUGGAGAACCGGAGAACAUCAGAACCUCAUAAACCACCACAGCAGCCCAGCCCUGGGCGUAGGGAGAGUAGUGCCUUCCCAGCCACAAAGCAACCCCCCAAGCAGGAAUCAGGAGGCUUAUUUGGCUUUGGAGGUCCCAAAUCUCAGUCUGCCUCCUCAAAGCCUGAAGAGUCAGUGUCUGGGAAGAUGUUUGGCUUUGGCUCGUCCAUCUUCAGCUCUGCCUCCACUUUGAUAACAUCAGUUGUUCAGGACGAGCCCCGGACCACACCGCCAGCUUCCCCCAAGAUGUCUGCACUGGCCCAGACCUCCCCCAAGAUGCCCCCUGCAAAGGAGACCAAACUACCUGCUGCUCAGAAAGCAGAGGAGAAGAAAGCAGCGCAUCCCCAGAAGGCCAAUGUCCCCCCAUCAGUACAUGCCAAAGUGGACAAACCCCCAUCAGCUCCUCCAAAGGGAGCAGCAUCCUCCCAACCAGCACCCAAAGCAGGCCAAUCUACCUGUCCACUCUGCAAGGUGGAACUCAACAAGGGCUCCAAGGACCCUCCCAACUACAACACCUGCACAGAAUGCAAGAACACUGUCUGCAACCUCUGUGGAUUUAACCCCAUGCCACAUGAAACAGUAAAGGAAUGGCUCUGUCUGACCUGCCAGAUGCAGAGAGCACUUGGAGCAGUGGAACCCCCAGGACCUCCCAUGAUGAAAUCCCAACCGUUGCCCAGCAUAGUCUCUACACCUGUUGCACUUCAAAAGGAGAAUGUCACACCUGCUGCAUCUCCAAAGCCGACUCCAGCUCCAGCUAAACCCCAGAAGGAGGAGAUCCCAGUACCUGCGGCAGGCCAACAAGAGAUCACUCCACCCACUGUACCUCAGGAGACACCAAUUCCCGCUGGAACCCCAGCACCAAAUGCAGACAAAAAGGAGGAGACCCCACCACUAGGAUCCUCACAACAUCAACAAGCUUCACCUGCUCUGGCUGAGAAGGAGAAUCAAGAACCUAUAAUUGUACAGAAACCAGUGGACCAACCAAUUCCAGCAUCACCCAAAACCAGUGGAGCUGCUACACCUGUACAGCAGCCAGAAAAGCAAACUCCUCCACUGCAACAGCCUGCUUCAAAGGCAUCACAGCAAGUACAGCCCCAGCAAGCUCCAAAGCCAGACCUCGAAACUGCUCCCCUAAAGGAGCCAAUGACUCCUGCUUCAGAGAAAGAGAAGAAGAACCCAGCACCAGGGUCACCACAGAAGGAAUUAUCUCCAGCAGUGGCUUCACAGCAGGACAAAACGCCAGUGGACAAAUCAACUCCAACCCCUGUCCAACAUCCUCCACACCAAGAGACUCCACAACAACAAGAGCAACAACGUCAGCCUCUAACAGCGACACCGAAAGGAGAGCCUGGGAAGCCUCAACAACAGCUUCCAAAAUCUGUACCACCACCACAGGCCCAGCCCCCCAAGCAGGAGUCAGGAGGCUUCUUUGGCUUUGGUGGUGCUAAAUCUCAGCCUGCUCAGUCAAAGCCUGAAGACUCAGUGUCUGGGAAGAUGCUUGGCUUUGGCUCCUCUAUCUUCAGCUCUGCAUCCACUUUGAUCACCUCAGCUGUUCAGGAUGAGCACCGCACCACACCUCCAGCUUCCCCCAAGGUGUCUAUGACUCCUGCUUCAGUGAAAGAGACCCCAGCAGCAGGCUCGUCACAGAAGAAGGAGGUAUCCCCGACAGUGGUUUGCCAGCAGGACCAGAAGCCAGUGGACAGACCGACUCCAACACUUGUCCAACAACCUCCACAACAGAAGACUCUACAACAACAAGGACAGCCUCCGCAGCCCUCAGCAGAGGCACCAAAAUCAGAGCCUGAUAUAUCAAUAGUUGAAGCUGCUACAGCAGCAGACACUCAAAAUCCGGCAAGCCCAGUGCCUGCUCAGAAGGCUCCACUGGAGAACCGGAGAACAUCAGAACCUCAUAAACCACCACAGCAGCCCAGCCCUGGGCGUAGGGAGAGUAGUGCCUUCCCAGCCACAAAGCAACCCCCCAAGCAGGAAUCAGGAGGCUUAUUUGGCUUUGGAGGUCCCAAAUCUCAGUCUGCCUCCUCAAAGCCUGAAGAGUCAGUGUCUGGGAAGAUGUUUGGCUUUGGCUCGUCCAUCUUCAGCUCUGCCUCCACUUUGAUAACAUCAGUUGUUCAGGACGAGCCCCGGACCACACCGCCAGCUUCCCCCAAGAUGUCUGCACUGGCCCAGACCUCCCCCAAGAUGCCCCCUGCAAAGGAGACCAAACUACCUGCUGCUCAGAAAGCAGAGGAGAAGAAAGCAGCGCAUCCCCAGAAGGCCAAUGUCCCCCCAUCAGUACAUGCCAAAGUGGACAAACCCCCAUCAGCUCCUCCAAAGGGAGCAGCAUCCUCCCAACCAGCACCCAAAGCAGGCCAAUCUACCUGUCCACUCUGCAAGGUGGAACUCAACAAGGGCUCCAAGGACCCUCCCAACUACAACACCUGCACAGAAUGCAAGAACACUGUCUGCAACCUCUGUGGAUUUAACCCCAUGCCACAUGAAACAGUAAAGGAAUGGCUCUGUCUGACCUGCCAGAUGCAGAGAGCACUUGGAGCAGUGGAACCCCCAGGACCUCCCAUGAUGAAAUCCCAACCGUUGCCCAGCAUAGUCUCUACACCUGUUGCACUUCAAAAGGAGAAUGUCACACCUGCUGCAUCUCCAAAGCCGACUCCAGCUCCAGCUAAACCCCAGAAGGAGGAGAUCCCAGUACCUGCGGCAGGCCAACAAGAGAUCACUCCACCCACUGUACCUCAGGAGACACCAAUUCCCGCUGGAACCCCAGCACCAAAUGCAGACAAAAAGGAGGAGACCCCACCACUAGGAUCCUCACAACAUCAACAAGCUUCACCUGCUCUGGCUGAGAAGGAGAAUCAAGAACCUAUAAUUGUACAGAAACCAGUGGACCAACCAAUUCCAGCAUCACCCAAAACCAGUGGAGCUGCUACACCUGUACAGCAGCCAGAAAAGCAAACUCCUCCACUGCAACAGCCUGCUUCAAAGGCAUCACAGCAAGUACAGCCCCAGCAAGCUCCAAAGCCAGACCUCGAAACUGCUCCCCUAAAGGAGCCAAUGACUCCUGCUUCAGAGAAAGAGAAGAAGAACCCAGCACCAGGGUCACCACAGAAGGAAUUAUCUCCAGCAGUGGCUUCACAGCAGGACAAAACGCCAGUGGACAAAUCAACUCCAACCCCUGUCCAACAUCCUCCACACCAAGAGACUCCACAACAACAAGAGCAACAACGUCAGCCUCUAACAGCGACACCGAAAGGAGAGCCUGGGAAGCCUCAACAACAGCUUCCAAAAGGUGGAGCCUCUUAUGCAAAAUCUGUACCACCACCACAGGCCCAGCCCCCCAAGCAGGAGUCAGGAGGCUUCUUUGGCUUUGGUGGUGCUAAAUCUCAGCCUGCUCAGUCAAAGCCUGAAGACUCAGUGUCUGGGAAGAUGCUUGGCUUUGGCUCCUCUAUCUUCAGCUCUGCAUCCACUUUGAUCACCUCAGCUGUUCAGGAUGAGCACCGCACCACACCUCCAGCUUCCCCCAAGGUGUCUAUGACUCCUGCUUCAGUGAAAGAGACCCCAGCAGCAGGCUCGUCACAGAAGAAGGAGGUAUCCCCGACAGUGGUUUGCCAGCAGGACCAGAAGCCAGUGGACAGACCGACUCCAACACUUGUCCAACAACCUCCACAACAGAAGACUCUACAACAACAAGGACAGCCUCCGCAGCCCUCAGCAGAGGCACCAAAAUCAGAGCCUGAUAUAUCAAUAGUUGAAGCUGCUACAGCAGCAGACACUCAAAAUCCGGCAAGCCCAGUGCCUGCUCAGAAGGCUCCACUGGAGAACCGGAGAACAUCAGAACCUCAUAAACCACCACAGCAGCCCAGCCCUGGGCGUAGGGAGAGUAGUGCCUUCCCAGCCACAAAGCAACCCCCCAAGCAGGAAUCAGGAGGCUUAUUUGGCUUUGGAGGUCCCAAAUCUCAGUCUGCCUCCUCAAAGCCUGAAGAGUCAGUGUCUGGGAAGAUGUUUGGCUUUGGCUCGUCCAUCUUCAGCUCUGCCUCCACUUUGAUAACAUCAGUUGUUCAGGACGAGCCCCGGACCACACCGCCAGCUUCCCCCAAGAUGUCUGCACUGGCCCAGACCUCCCCCAAGAUGCCCCCUGCAAAGGAGACCAAACUACCUGCUGCUCAGAAAGCAGAGGAGAAGAAAGCAGCGCAUCCCCAGAAGGCCAAUGUCCCCCCAUCAGUACAUGCCAAAGUGGACAAACCCCCAUCAGCUCCUCCAAAGGGAGCAGCAUCCUCCCAACCAGCACCCAAAGCAGGCCAAUCUACCUGUCCACUCUGCAAGGUGGAACUCAACAAGGGCUCCAAGGACCCUCCCAACUACAACACCUGCACAGAAUGCAAGAACACUGUCUGCAACCUCUGUGGAUUUAACCCCAUGCCACAUGAAACAGUAAGUAAAUAGUAUAUGUUUCAUCAAAGUAGUUAGGCUACU
This is a messenger RNA of Oncorhynchus kisutch (coho salmon), 16017 nucleotides long. RefSeq names its product mucin-2-like. The transcript is spliced from 13 exons. The coding region runs from base 1 to 15987 and encodes 5328 amino acids. NCBI's taxonomy places the organism in Eukaryota, Metazoa, Chordata, Actinopteri, Salmoniformes, Salmonidae. Gene Ontology annotation, molecular function: metal ion binding. The record is from RefSeq and is a predicted model, not a curated record. Gene Ontology annotation, cellular component: synapse.